Elaeis guineensis (African oil palm) is the source of this 2089-nucleotide messenger RNA. RefSeq names its product cation/calcium exchanger 1-like. The record is from RefSeq and is a predicted model, not a curated record. Gene Ontology annotation, cellular component: membrane. Gene Ontology annotation, molecular function: monoatomic cation transmembrane transporter activity. Gene Ontology annotation, biological process: monoatomic cation transport; transmembrane transport. NCBI's taxonomy places the organism in Eukaryota, Viridiplantae, Streptophyta, Magnoliopsida, Arecales, Arecaceae.
UCUCCCCGUGCCUUUCAUGCCUCUCACCCUUCACCUCCCUUCACCAAACAAAUAUCUCUCGAGUCACUUCACCUCCACCAAAAUCUUAUCUGCUCUUUUCAUGCCUUUGCUCAGCCAUGACAGACCAAACUGCCUUUUUGAACAUCAAUUUCUCUCUCUCUCUCUCUUCGUUGACUGGAAGUAACAAGAGCCAGAGAGAGCUUUUAGAUAUGGCUUUUGUGUUCUCCAGCAAGUUCAAGGCCCUGAUAAACACUACAUUUCUACUACUGCUAUGUUUCUUCUUUACCACCCACAUAAGGUCUCCUUCACCUUCUUUCAAUCUCACAGCCAUUAAGGCUCCUAAGGGAGAUGGCUGCAUUGGCCUACAAAAGCUUAAAGAUCAUCACUCCAAAUGCUUCUACCUCAAGAACCACAUCGCAUGUGUCCCCCAAGGUUAUAUCAACUAUCUCCAUAUUUUCUAUUGUAUUUGUGGGAGAUAUCCUCCAUUAGGGUAUGCACUUCUAGCCCUUUGGCUGCUAGUCCUGUUCUACAUCUUAGGAAACACCGCUUCUCAGUACUUCUGCACCGCUGUGGAGAGCCUCUCGAGGGAGCUGAGGCUAUCACCAACCAUAGCUGGGGUCACCCUUCUGUCUCUGGGCAAUGGCUCCCCCGACGUGUUUGCGAGCAUCGUCUCGUUCCGGUCGGGAUCCGGCGAGGUGGGCCUGAGCAGCGUUCUCGGCGGCGCCUUCUUCGUGUCAUGCGUGGUGGUGGGCAUCAUCAACGUGUGCGCGGCGAGCUCGGGCUCUCGGGCUGCGCGCAUCGAUCGAUCGUGCUUCGUGCGCGACGUAUGCUUCUUCGUGCUCGUCCUCUCGUCCCUCCUCACGAUCCUCCUCCUCGGCCGCGUCAAUAUUUGGGAGGCCAUGGCCUUCUCCUCCCUCUACUUCGUCUACGUCUCUGUCGUGUCCGCCACCCACUUCUGCCGCGAUAAUAAGUACGAGGACCUCGCCGUGCCGAUCCUCGACGACGAGGAGCUCGACGACGAGCCCGCCAAAGAAUCACCUCAAGAUACCAACCAACAGCAGCAGAAUCCAUUAAAAUACUCCAGUUUCAAAGAGAUGGCGUCAUACUACGUGGGUUGGUUUCUGUACCUCAUCGACAUGCCAUUAUACCUUCCGAGGAGGCUGACGAUACCGGAUGUGUCCGAGGGGAGGUGGUGCAGGCCAUUUGCAGUGGCCUCGGCCACCUUUGCACCACUUCUAGUGGCAACACUGUGGAAUUCAAAGAGAGGAGGGAUGGGCACAAAGGAAGGACAGACAGUAUACCUAUACGCAGGGCUGGUGGGGUUGGUGUUGGGAAUCGUUGCACUCCAUACAACAAAGAAGGGUAGCCCACCAAAGAAGGUGCUUUUCCCGUGGCUAGCAGGAGGGUUCCUGAUGAGUGUGCUGUGGACCUACAUCAUAGCUGAGGAGUUGGUGGGGCUUUUGGUCUCAUUGGGUUACAUCUUUGGGAUAAGUCCUGCCAUAUUAGGGUUAACGGUGCUUGCAUGGGGGAACUCCAUAGGAGACCUGAUAGCAAAUGUGGCGAUGGCCAUGAAUGGGGGGCACGAUGGGGCCCAGAUUGCCAUUUCUGGGUGCUAUGCUGGUCCUAUCUUCAACACCUUGGCAGGGCUAGGGCUGUCACUGGUGGUCUCAGCUUGGGCUGUGCACCCGGAGCCAUUUGUGAUUCCGGUUACACCAGCAUUGUUUGAGAUUCUAGGGUUUAUGAUAGGGGGGCUGCUGUGGGCCUUGGUGAUGCUGCCAAGGAAGGACAUGAAACUGGACAGGGUGGUGGGCAUUGGACUCCUGGCUAUCUACUUGUUCUUUCUGUCUUUGAGGCUAUCUCAGAGCCUAGGGUUCGUGCGAGUUUGAGAACCAUUGUCUCCUUUUUUAUUUUUAUUCUUUCCUCUUUUGAUUAUGAUCUUAGAGGUUUAUAUUCUAUCGAGAGGGAAUUUUAAUCAACUCCCUUGGAUUUAUAAAUAAUUGCAUAUAAGCCUCUUUUUCUACUUGCACUCCCUUGCUUGUGGAUCUCAUCGCAAAUUCGAAGAAAAAUGCAUGAUGACCUUAACUUUUUU